AGCAUCGUUAGGGGUGGCGUCGGAGCGACUGGUGCGAUCAGCGGACACACUGUCACGGGGUGACAGCGGCGGGCGGCGGGCACUCUUCGCGCAAGGAAAAGCGAGUCGUAAAUUCGUCCGGACGAAACGACCGUGAUACCCGUCAUAUGGAGAACGGAGUGGCGCGUUAGGGUGACCGGUGAUCCCGCUUCCGCGGGUCAAGAGCGAGGGCCUACCACGAGGAGAGCGCGAAUGAUCGAUCCGACAGUUCGGAUCGGGAAGGCCGCUACCUCGGAUACGCUGAAAAUGGCGUCCAGCAAACCACCGGAGAUGAAUUACACAUGCGAGAUCUGCGGCCUGGAAGGCUUCAACGACGAGGAGAUGCGCUCGCACAUGGUGCAGUAUCACCUCCAGGGUGCCGCCAACUGCCCCUUCUGCGAUUUAGGCGAGAUCUCGCCCACAGAGAUGCUGGUCCACGUCAACAGCGCUCACCUGGAUUACCUGACCCCGAGCACUCCGGAAAACGAUAUGAUGGCGUUCAUCGACGACGACUCGCUGAUGGAGGAGCACAACAGGCGCGACGAGUGCCGGGCGCCCUCGCCGUCCAUGUCCCUGCGACCACCUUAUCUGCAGAACGGCUGGGGAAAUUCUGCGGGACAACGUAUCAAGCAGCAGCAGCAACAGCAGCAGCAGCAGCAGCAGCAGCAGCUUUCGUCGAGAAAAUCCGACGCUCAAAUCGCGAAUCCCAACAUGAAUAAUAACAACAAUAACAACAACAGCAACAAUGCGAAUACCGUGUUGGAAGGUGCAGCGGGUCAAGGUUCGCCACUGCGUUCUGGCCUAAAUCUGCAGUUGCGCUCGCACGCCACCCCGAAACUUCCAGUGCAGGAGUGCCCGAUGUGCCCGUACAGUUCCGACAGCCCCCUGAGGCUGGAAGAGCAUAUCAAUCGCCAACACUUUGAUCUCACCUCGCCGUCCUUCCCGCCGGAAUCACCACCGACGCGGGACGGAGUCUUCAACUGCCCUCUUUGCGUUACGUCUUUUCCGAAUUCUUCUGAUCUUGAGUUACACGUGAAUAUCGAGCACAAGGAUAUACUAAGCCCUGCGAACGGGACAGCCUCGCGGUCCGACGUGGCUACUGUCGGCAGCGACUCGACGCCCGCCUGUCCAGUAUGUCUUAGUACAUUAUUUAAGAAUAAUGACGACCUAAUGGCACACAUCGAAGAGCAUUUCAACAAGAAGAGCACGCCGUCGCCCGUGACACCGGACGUGUCGACCGACAGGCUACUCGCAAAGGACAUGGAGAGAAGAGAGAAAGAAGUGCGGAAGCUGCGUGAGCAACGCGAGUUUGAGAUGUUGCGGGCGCAGUACGGCAUGGACAAUCAGGGUAAUUUCCGGGAGCAGAGCGUCACCAAUAUGCAGCGAGCUGUUUACGCGGGCGAAAUGUCGGUGGCUGACUUCUUCGAGAGGCAAAUCGAGCUGAGGGUCGCCGAGAGCAGCGGCAUCGACGACGGCAGCUCUUGCACACGCGGGCUGGUCCCGAAAGUAUGUGCCAUCAGCCAGGCUUGCAGCAACGUAGUGAACACCUGGAUGUGUUCGACCGUGGACCAUUACGCGUCGACUUACGGCGACAAGGGCUGGGGUUGCGGCUACAGGAACAUGCAGAUGUUAAUCUCGUCUCUCUUGCAGCACACAGGGUACAACGAGCUAGUUUACAAGGCGUGGAGUUCCGGCGCCGGUGGCAACGGCUCCACGGAGAACCCGCUGCGCAGCUCCAUGCCGUCGAUCUCACGACUGCAGAAGAUGAUCGAGUGGGCGUGGACGCAGGGCUUUGACAUUCAGGGUGCGGAGCAGCUCGGCGGUAAACUGGUUAACACUAGGAAGUGGAUCGGCGCCACGGAGGUAUUCACGCUGCUGUCUAGUUUGAGGAUAAAGUGCCAGCUGGUGGACUUUCAUAGACCUACCAGCGCGGACGGCGGCCACCCCGAGCUGUUCAACUGGGUCAUGCAGUACUUUCAACGGUGUGACGACUUCAAACCACCCCUUUACCUUCAGCAUCAAGGGCACAGCAGAACGAUAAUGGGUGUAGAGCAGUUGAGGGACGGCUCGAUAACCAUGCUGGUGCUGGAUCCGAGUCAUAGCCCGGCGCAAAUGGCGCAUUUCAACAGCACGAGCAGCGCAACCGGCGCGAUGAGGCUCGUACGAAAGUCCACCGCAGCAAUGAAGGCGAGACAGUACCAAGUUGUGGCUGUAACCGGUACCAUGGACACAGAAGCGCAGUACCAGCAAAGUAAGGUAUUACGAUCAAUGCGCGUGCCUCAAGACAGGUGAGAGUUGCUGGUUCGAGAAACGAUCGAGCUACGCGCGAAGACUAUAGACUACUGCCUGAAACCAAUCUUAUCCGGCAUCCUUGAAAUUACGCGACCGCGAUAUCCUAUGUUCUCUACCACUAACAGACUUAUUCCAUUGUAGUAGUUGCAGAUCGUAUUAUUUAACAAUAUAUUCUUACAUCUCUAAUCGUUAACGGUGGACUGACUCCUUGUGAAUCGUUGUGUCCGCGCGGAGCUGACAUUUCAAAUAUCAAAAGGGAAGCUGUUCUCUCGACGGACUGCUGCUCGAGCAACUCUUUUCCGAACGCAGGAAGACCUUAUCUUCAACAACAGAGAAGAUCGAAGAUUCGUUGUAUUCGAGGAAUGCAAAAGUCUUGGUCCUUUUUCGUGUCGGAAAGUCCAUUGGCUUAAAUGAGACGUUUUAUUUAUUAUAAUUAUAUUGUCUUCAUUUUCCAUAAUAUUUCGCCAACGUUCGUCUAAUCUGCCCAGAACGUAGCUCGUCUUCCAAGAUCGAAAUCAUCAAAUUGAAAACUUGUUUGCGAACCACCCUUUUGCGCUUCGCUCGGAUGGAGAACAGCCUUCGUACAUCUUUUGCACGUUUUCUACCAGUUUGAGCUUCUUCAAUAAUCGUAAAGUAUAAGAUAUUCUUCUUGUUCAUCCAAUAUUCGUUAUUUUAAUUAAUGAAAGCAAGUCGAAGAGAGUUAUUCACGUUUAAUAAUAAUAUCGUCAUCUUUGCGAUAUUGCAGUUGCAGACCAUCAGCAAGUCAAUCUUUUAGAUAAGAGCCAAGACUUUUGUGCUCGUCCGAUACGUGCAUGCGAAUUUCUGCGGGGACAACUAUCAGAUUGAGACAACAAAAUGUCCGAUGAAAGUUAGUGUUAAAAUCGAUCGUCAUUUCUUGUCCAAAAAUGUUCUGCUCAAUUUUCGUCGCACCGAACAGGCUGUGCUAACCCUUAGUCGACCAAUCGUCUUGUGCCGAUCGGUUGCAUCACCGAAAAAGCCGUGGCAGAGCUUGGAAAACGAGACUUUUUCGUAGAUGUGAUGCUGUUAUCAAUACGAUGCUAAUCACACACAUACGUCUGAAAAACCGGACGCACUCUUGGAAACGCUCCAGAAUCAACUCGGUGUUCCCAGCACUUAUCUCGUUCCACAUUCUACACAAUUUGUGACAUGGAUUUUCCAUCAAAGUGUCGUCGACUUUUAGUCAAUAUAAAAAGUGCCGAGAGCUACACAUAUGGUAUAAAAUAUACAUUACGACAAAUUUUAUAUAAUAAUACGAGAGAUAUUCUUUGACGCAUUUUCAUUGCUAAAAGCGCUUCUAUGUGAAAGGAGAGUCUGGAGUGUCUGCAAAAGUGACUAAAAGUCGCAUUUUCAUAUAUAUUAUAUAUACAUAUAUAUUAUAUUAUACACACACACACACACACACACACACACACACACACACACACGUAUUAUACACAUCUGCACACUCUCCGUUAUAUCGUACUUCACUUGCCCACACAUAAAGUACAACUACUUUCGUAUUAAUUACAGAUAUUCUAUUUAAUUAUCCAAUCGACUCUUAGGCUACUUAUGUCUAGCUCGUAAGUCCAAACGCGAUGCUGUGAACGAGAAGAUAGUUGAAGAAGAGAAACAAAAAAAGAGUCCAUUUAUUUGUUAUUUGUAUUAUACACUGGACGCAAGAGUUACGUGACGAUUAGUAAAAGUUCUUAUUAUUAUCAAAUAUUUCAUAAAUUGUACUGAUAUAUAUAUAUAUAUAUAUAUAUAUAUAUAUAUAUAUAUCUAAGAUCUAUUUAUUAUAGUUAAAGAAUAUAUUUGCGACCAUUCGAGAGAUGUGGACGCGGCGCCCGCGGGCGCCACGUUCGUUGUUUUAUAGCUUCGAUAUUUAUGGUGCACCACAGUCGAAUGUAAGUUUUGUCUUUCAGCCCAGUAGGACCACGUCGCAAUAACGUUACUGAGAUAUCUGAGAUACUAAUUGCAAAAAUCGUCGGACGACGACGAGUCAUUAUUACAGUACUGGAUUUCGCCAUAUAUGUCGACUUAAGAAUCUGUUCAUUAUUUGGAGUGUUCAGGGAAACCAAGCUGUGGAAUUGUUAUGCAGGAGUAAAACCUUCGCAUUAGCCACACAUCAAAUUAAAAUAUAUGCUUUGUUAGAAUUCCCAA
Messenger RNA from Ooceraea biroi (clonal raider ant), 4470 nucleotides. Its product is annotated as zinc finger-containing ubiquitin peptidase 1. NCBI's taxonomy places the organism in Eukaryota, Metazoa, Arthropoda, Insecta, Hymenoptera, Formicidae. The record is from RefSeq and is a predicted model, not a curated record. Gene Ontology annotation, molecular function: ubiquitin-like protein peptidase activity.